This is a messenger RNA of Camellia sinensis, 861 nucleotides long. Its product is annotated as F-box protein At5g49610. Gene Ontology annotation, molecular function: protein binding. The record is from RefSeq and is a predicted model, not a curated record. Lineage: Eukaryota; Viridiplantae; Streptophyta; Magnoliopsida; Ericales; Theaceae.
AUGCUCGCCUCUCGACAUGGCCUCAUCCUCUGCAUCAGCACGAAACCCAGCCCGGUUCGCUACUACAUCUGCAAUCCAAUUACCCGGAAAUUUGCCAUCCUUCCUGAAACCAAAGGCCCCUCAGAUUCCUACUCAACCGGGUUCUUCGUGGACCGCAAGUACGGUCACUACAAAGUCAUAAAAAUCCCUGGUUUAGCAGCCAGAAACACCUUUGCAUUUGUCGAAACAUUUUCUUCCGAGUCAGGUAAAUGGAGGUUGUUGAAGCUGGAAUUGUCAUCCCCUUACUGCCUGUUUUCGCACAUGUGGCCUGCGAUUCAGUGGAACGGGUCGCUCCAUUGGGUUGACGGGCUUGGCUCGAUCCUCACCUAUGAUGUGACAGAAGAGAAAUUCAAGUUUUUGGAGAUACCAUGUGUGGAUGUCAGGAACCAACGUCCGUUCAAGCGUGUUGUCAUCAAAUAUGGGGUACUGGGCGUGUCCGAAGGAUUGCUUUCUUACGCGUUUUCUGAUGCAUAUAUGCUUCACGUGUGGGUGAGAGUGCGCGACUGUUGGGUGGUGAUGUGGAGGGUUUCUUUGGUGUCAAUGGUGAGCAAAAACUUGGAGGUGUUGACAAGAUUGAUGGGGAAUUUGAGGUUUGAAAACGGGAUGGGACAAAUGGGACGGUUGUUGCAGUUGAAGCCGGUGUGUUUCAAUGAAUUUGAUAGGACAGUGGUGUUUUUGAGGGUGCCUGGAUGGAUUGUUUCAUACCACUUUGAGAAUGGGAAGAUUGAAGCCAUUCAAGAUCACUCAGAGGAACACAAGUUUGAGGUUGCAUUCCCCUAUGUUGUUCCCCAGUUGCCUUUUACUGUGGAGUUCAACAGAUAA